GAUCACCAUGGCGACUGCAGGGAAGUUGAUGAGAGCGAUUCGAGUUUUUGAAUUUGGUGGACCAGAAGUGCUGAAACUCCGGUCGGAUGUUGCGGUACCAAUUCCAAAAGACCAUCAGGUUCUGAUCAAAGUCCACGCAUGUGGUGUAAACCCCGUGGAAACAUAUAUUCGGUCUGGUACUUACAGAAGAAAACCACUCUUACCCUACACGCCGGGUUCAGACGUGGCUGGGAUAAUAGAAGCUAUUGGAGAGAAUGUAUCUACUUUCAAGAAAGGUGACAGAGUUUUCACUACCGCCACCAUCUCUGGGGGCUAUGCUGAGUAUGCCCUUGCUUCAGAUCACACUGUGUACAUACUGCCGGAGAAACUGGACUUGAAACAAGGAGCUGCCAUCGGCAUCCCGUAUUUUACUGCAUACCGAGCUCUGCUCCACAGCGCCCGCGCGAAAGCCGGAGAAAGUGUUCUGGUUCAUGGGGCUAGUGGAGGAGUUGGAAUAGCAGCGUGCCAGAUUGCCAGGGCUUACGGCCUAAAAGUUUUAGGUACGGCUGGUACCGAGGAAGGACAAAACAUUGUCUUGCAGAAUGGAGCCCAUGAAGUGUUUAAUCACAGAGAACUUAAUUAUAUUGAUAAAAUCAAGAAAUCUGUUGGUGAAAAAGGCAUUGAUGUGAUCAUUGAAAUGCUAGCUAAUGUAAAUCUUAGUAAUGAUUUGGAUCUUCUGUCGUAUGGAGGACGAGUAAUAGUUGUUGGCAGCAGAGGUCCUAUUGAAAUAAACCCACGGGACACCAUCCCAAAGGAAACCAGUAUAAUUGGAACUGCUCUUUAUUCAUCAACUAAGGAGGAAUUUAGGAAAUUUGCAAUGGCCCUUCAAGCUGGAAUGGAAAUCGGUUGGUUGAAACCUGUGAUAGGUCCUCAGUAUUCACUGGAGAAGGUGGUCCAGGCUCACGAAAAUAUCAUCCACAGCAGUGGGGCUAUUGGGAAAAUGAUUCUUCUCUUAGAAUGAUUCAUUCUUUCAUAUACUUCCAAUGCAAUUAGAGGUCUCCUGCCCCCAGUUUUACUUACACUACCUUUGCUCUAAUCAGCAUUCAUUUGAUUUAGUGAAUUUCUUAUAUUAAAAAAAACAAGAUUUAUCUUUAGAGAUCUGGGCAUUGGAGCACAAUUUAUUUUAUAGUUCACCAUAUUCUUUAUGCCUCCCAUCUACCUCUAAUCAGACUCAUCAUGGUAGGAAGUAGAAUGUCAGUCAGUAGUGAUUUGGCAUUGGGUGCUUUAACAGAAAAUCCUGGUACUUGAUCGUUAAUUCCAUACCUUUGGCUAAGCAAGCUAAUUUAAAAUAAGACUAUGUGAUUUCCAAGCCUGUUUGUAAAGAUUCUUUGAUUAGCCCAGAACUGUCCUGGACUGAAGA
Molecule: messenger RNA, 1399 nt
Organism: Canis lupus familiaris (dog)
Lineage: Eukaryota; Metazoa; Chordata; Mammalia; Carnivora; Canidae
Gene: CRYZ
Product: crystallin zeta
Exons: 8
Coding region: 8-1000 (330 amino acids)
Cellular component (GO): cytosol
Molecular function (GO): zinc ion binding; NADPH binding; mRNA 3'-UTR binding
Source: RefSeq, marked validated